AUGUCACAUCAACAAGUCAAAUCGCUUAGGAAAAGUAAUGAGGAUCUAAAGAGAAUGCUCGAUUCUGCUCGACGUGAUAUAAAAUCACUAGAGGAGCGAGUUGGUGCUCAAGAGUUGGUUGUCAGAGAAGAAGCUAAUGGCGGACGGGAAGCCCAACUGGAGACGGAAAGGAGCUUAGAAUGGCUGCAUGACUCUGAGUCAAGCUUCCAGAGCGAGCUGCAUGGUAUUCGGAAACGACUUGACGACAUCGAGGAAAACCUCGGGAAGCUGGAGAUUGCCGUGAACGGGAUACAAGAUUAUAGCUACGCCUUCAACAUCAAAAUUCUCGGAGUCCCUGAGCUAAAAGCUAAUGAAGACGCCUCCGAAACCAGUAAUCUUUGCGUUAAUCUGUUCAACCACAUGGGCGCUAACAUUACUAUUGACGACAUCGAUAUCGCUCUCAGAGUCCCUUUUCGUGACUCUUCUCGCUCCGACCCCAAACCAAUCAUUUGCAAAUUCGUAAGGAGACUCGCGAGAAAUAAUGUCAUGGCGGCGAGAAGGCAUGCCUCGAGUGUGGCGGCUCGAGACGUUGGUUUAGAAGAGAGUCAGGACAUGUCCAAAAUAUUAAUCCUUGACCAUCUUACACCGAGAAUGCAGGAGUUGUACGGGAACGCCAAGUCAUUCAAGACCAGGUUUGGUUUUCAGUUCUGCUGGGUCAAAAACGGAACCAUUUUCCUUCGCAGAUCAGAAGAUUCACGUUCUUUAAAAGUCCGUUGCCCUGACGAUCUCUCUCGGAUCAUCCAAGAUGAACAGGAAGCGCUCAGCUAA
Molecule: messenger RNA, 807 nt
Organism: Pocillopora verrucosa
Lineage: Eukaryota; Metazoa; Cnidaria; Anthozoa; Scleractinia; Pocilloporidae
Source: RefSeq, a predicted model, not a curated record